Molecule: messenger RNA, 2220 nt
Organism: Juglans microcarpa x Juglans regia
Lineage: Eukaryota; Viridiplantae; Streptophyta; Magnoliopsida; Fagales; Juglandaceae
Product: homeobox protein knotted-1-like 2
Biological process (GO): regulation of DNA-templated transcription
Cellular component (GO): nucleus
Molecular function (GO): DNA-binding transcription factor activity, RNA polymerase II-specific; DNA binding
Source: RefSeq, a predicted model, not a curated record
GUAUAAUAAUCAGAAAUGAAAAAAGGAGGAGAGGUAGAAAGAAGAAAAAUCUACGAUCUAUAGUUGCCUUAUCCCCUUGGCCUAGCUUCUUUGCUUUUCUUAAUUUUCAAAUGUUUCUUUUUCUUUGAAGAAAGAAAGUCUUGUCCGCCACCCAAGAAACGUAGCGGCCUCCGGUUCCGGCUAAGCAAGCAAUCGGCUUCUCUCUUCCUCUCCGCAUCAAGUUCUUCUGAUCAUUUGCUCUUUCUGCUGUACUAAUUACAUGCCCAAAUCCUGGUGCAACUUGACUUCAAUACCUCCUUGAACCAAAGUUUUCUGUUGAUUUUCAUUCCUAAUUUUUCAAAGUUGUAACCUUUAUGUGUCCUUUUGGGUAAGUAGCAAACUACAAAGGAACCAGUCAUGGUUGUGUUCUUUGGCUAUCUACAACUUGCUAUCCUCAUAAUUUAGGGUUUUGGGUUCUUCCUAUACCAAACUAUUUCUUCAAUUCUUGCCUUUUUUAGGGUUUUAGGAUCCUUUUUCUUUCUUGUUACAAGAGUUUUAGUGGUUUUUUCGUUUUGUCAUCUGAGUUUGUUGAGAAAUGGAGGAAUAUCACAAUCAACUUAAUGAGAAUUGCUCCAAGGGGAAUUUCUUGUACGUGUCACCGGUUCUUGCAGCGAAUUCUUCUAGUUAUGGAAGAACAAGCAGUGGCUCAAACGUGGGCAAUCAGCAGACCCAGAUACCCAUCUCCACCUUUCCUCUCCAAUCCGGUGGCGAGUGUUUUCAAUCAGAAGCACACCCGAUUGUGAAGACCGAAGCCAGCACUUCACAACAUUUACAGACAUUUCAUUACGCCUUGAUGAGGGGGCAUCCAGGAAUUCAGCAGCAGCAGCAGCAAGGGAAUGACUGCUCCAGUACUGAUGUUGAAGCUAUCAAAGGCAAGAUCAUCGCCCAUCCUCAGUACUCUAAUCUCUUGGAAGCUUACAUGGAUUGCCAAAAGGUCGGCGCUCCUCCCGAAGUGGUGGCUCGGCUAUCAGCAGCUCGCGAGGAGUUUGAGGCGCGGCAAAGAUCUUCAGUGACUUCUAGAGAAACUACGAAGGACCCAGAACUCGAUCAAUUCAUGGAAGCUUAUUAUGAUAUGUUGGUGAAAUAUCGGGACGAACUAAAUAGGCCUAUUCAAGAAGCAAUGGAUUUCAUGCGUAGGAUCGAAGCGCAGCUUAAUAUGCUUGGCAAUGGCGCCGUGCGGGUCUUCUCCUCUGACGAGAAGGGUGAAGGUGUUGGAUCAUCUGAAGAGGAUCAAGACAACAGUGGUGGAGAAACAGAACUUCCUGAGAUUGAUCCACGUGCCGAAGACCGCGAACUUAAGAACCAUCUGUUGAGGAAGUAUAGUGGUUACUUGAGCAGCCUCAAGCAAGAGCUUUCCAAGAAAAAGAAGAAAGCUAAACUACCCAAAGAGGCCAGACAAAAGCUACUUAGUUGGUGGGAGUUGCACUACAAAUGGCCUUAUCCUUCAGAGACGGAAAAGGUGGCAUUGGCUGAAUCAACUGGUUUAGACCAGAAACAAAUAAACAAUUGGUUUAUAAACCAAAGAAAACGGCAUUGGAAACCUUCUGAAGAUAUGCAGUUUAUGGUGAUGGAUGGACUACAUCCACAGAAUGCUACUCUCUACAUGGAUGGUCACUUCAUGGGUGAUGGUCAUUACCGUUUGGGACCAUGAUCAGCAAAAUAAAAUAAAAUAAAAAAAUCACUAGCAUGCUGGUUAUUGAAGUUGUAAUGGUUUAAUAUUGUGCUGAGAACUGUCUAGCUAAUAAUGCAGUGUGAUUGUCAUCAGUAUAAUUAGUUGAAGCUAGCUAGUCCGUAUCAGAAUAAGUAAUUUCAUGCAAUAUGAUCUUGAUAUCUGUUAGGAGGAAUGCCAUCAGUAUAAUUUAGUGAAAACUAGUCCGAAUGCCGUGCCGAUCACUCACGAUGGACUGAUCAUGGACUGCGGUAGUUCUCGUUACAUCAAUCUGGGACGUUUUGAUUUGUAUUUGUGUUAAGAGGAUCCAAAGCAGAUCUUGUGUGUACGUAACUUUAUUUGUUGUGUGCUUUUAUUAUGCAAGGAGAUAAUAAUAGGAGGAACAUUUUAAUUUUAAGCAGUUCAUGUACUGUAAACUAUUAUUUAAAUCUGUGACAGCAAUUAGUAGCUGGUAAGUGUAUAUAUUAAAGACACUGAAUAUGAAGUCAACGAGGGUGUAAUAUUAUUUGUAA